Molecule: messenger RNA, 1366 nt
Organism: Protopterus annectens (West African lungfish)
Lineage: Eukaryota; Metazoa; Chordata; Ceratodontiformes; Protopteridae
Gene: TEX264
Product: testis expressed 264, ER-phagy receptor
Exons: 3
Coding region: 857-1366 (169 amino acids)
Biological process (GO): protein-DNA covalent cross-linking repair; reticulophagy
Cellular component (GO): endoplasmic reticulum membrane; replication fork; nucleus
Source: RefSeq, a predicted model, not a curated record
CACCGAAAUGCUUCAAUCCAAUAGAGGCUAGACUGUCACGCAAGUCUCAUCGUAGGAAAUGAAAUAACACAACGGAUUCCUGAGGAAGCCGGAGUACAGUAAGAAUAAAUGUUGUGUUGUUGCCGAGGCCUCUUUUGUCACAGCAGGAUACAUCAUAAGUUACAGCCUUGUUCCUCUGCUGUGUGUAAUUGAAACAAGAAAGUACCUCUUCUCUGCUGCGUAUUGGCACUAAGCUACAGAAGACCGCCAUCAAAAUAAGUUGACUUGUGUGGAAGAUUGAGACUUUUUUGCAUGAAGAAACUGAAUAGUAUUUCUGAAUUCAUUUGCAGACUGCAAAAUCAUAAGGACAAUAAGGUGCCCUUCCUCCUUUCCUAAAAGAUCUGCAUACAGAAAGCAAGCAAACAAAAGUCUGCAUAAACAUUGGAUAAACAGUUCAUUGAUGUAAAAAUCCGUUAAUAAAUCUCUGUGGAGUGACUGUGAUAUUUCUUUCUCAACUCCAUUGGCAGCUAGUUACACUGAAGUAACUUCUUGCUGAAACUGAACCUUGUACAGCAUCACGUUUCUCAUUGUAUAAAGUCUUCACAAAACCAGCAACAUAUCCAUGAAUAAAUGACAUUAAGAACAUAUGAAUGCUCAAGUCACUUGGUACAAAGACUUCUAUAAUUUUUUUUCAGCAUAGAAACUAAUCAUUACCAUACUCACAGGGUUACUGUUGAGAGCAGUUUAAAGCUUAUUCCAUAGGCUGCUGUUAAAAGUGACUCCAGCAGCUUUGAGUAUUUUUUCCAAUCAUAAAGAAGCUUGGAAUUUAGUGCUGUUGAUUUUCCUUUUUGUGUGUAAGGAUUUGUAAUCAUUUGCAAUGCCGGAGUUAUUACUACUGUGCAUCAUCCUGCUUCUGCUGUUGAUCCUACUUGUAACUCUUAUGGGGUUUGCACUCUACUCUGGAUUGGGAGCUAAGAUCACAGUAGGGACUGGCAGCCCUCCCAUUCGGAAUAUUACUUUGGCGUACAAGUUUAAACAAGGGCCCUACAAGAACUGUGGUGCUCUGUUUACAGAGAGCUGCAGUAUUGGACCAAAACUUCGUUCCAUAGGAGUGUUCUAUGAUGACCCUAAGCAGGUUGCUCCAGAGAAGUGCCGGUACAUUGUUGGCAGUAUACUCUGUGAGGGUGAGGAGAAGCCUUCAGAUGAGCUAAUUCAACUUUACCAGAAGUUUGGUUACAAGAUUUUCUCCUUCCCAGAGAUUUCUGUUGCUGUGACUACCACAUUCCCAUUUACAACCUUCCUAUCCAUCUUCCUCGCUGUCCGUUGGGUCUAUGGUGCUCUAGCAGCUUACAUUGAGGUAGGGAAUCUUUCUUCUGAACUAAAAUAA